Molecule: messenger RNA, 3728 nt
Organism: Dinoponera quadriceps
Lineage: Eukaryota; Metazoa; Arthropoda; Insecta; Hymenoptera; Formicidae
Product: vitellin-degrading protease-like
Exons: 6
Coding region: 147-941 (264 amino acids)
Biological process (GO): proteolysis
Molecular function (GO): serine-type endopeptidase activity
Source: RefSeq, a predicted model, not a curated record
UUCAUCGUGUACACGCGCGUAUGUGUAGGAUGUAGAUAAGGUACAUUUUUUUUAAAUGUGUGUAAGCGCUUUGUCCUUUGAUAAAUUCUGCUAAUAAUUUGAACCACGCAUUAGUACAACGGAGUAGUUGAGUUUCUAUCGUCAAAAUGAAUAUUCAUUUCUUUACGCUCGCUCUUCUCCAUUUUGCAGUAGCGCAUUUAUGUCAGGGAUUGCCAAUAAAUUCGGUAAAAAAAAUCCUCGGUGGUUCAGACGUGAAUAUUAAAUUCAUUCCUUAUAUGUUGUCAGUUAUGCUGAAUGGUGAAUACAUAUGUUGUGCUGCUAUAAUCGAUAAACAUUAUGCUGUAACAGCAGCUCACUGCGUGAGAGCAGCUAAGCAUCCUACUAAGGAAAUUAGUGUACGCAGUGGAUCUUCUUUUUUACAUAAAGGUGGUACCAUCCACGAAGUAACUCGUGCUUUUGUACAUAAAGACUACAACAAUAUAACAAAUGACUAUGACAUCGCCGUGAUUAAAAUAACACCUCCAUUUGACAAUUCCACAAAACCAGUUUAUCUAGUACAAAAUGAUGCUGAAGAUACUUAUACGAAAUGGGGUUUAGUUUGCGGUUGGGGAUAUUAUAUAAAAAUAAACGAUUACAUUUAUCCUGCUCUUACGGAAGUGCCUCAUUGCGUCAUGAUACCACAAAUACAAAAAGAGCAAUGUUAUAAAGAUUACAAACUCAGGUAUGAGUUAACAUCUCGAAUGACGUGUUAUGGAUUUCAGGAGGGUAUGGAUGAUACUUGUAAGGGCGAUUCUGGUGCAGCAUUAAUUAACAAAGACAAUAUUCUGCUUGGUGUAACUUCAUGGGGAGAUGGUUGUGGAGAACCGUAUUCACCCGGUGUGUACACUGAUGCCAUAUUUCUUCAAAAUUGGAUUAGAGGAAAAAUCGAAAAAUGUACGUAAGAAUUUAUUGUUGUAAGUAUACAUACACAGAUAGAAAAUUAUAUAAAAAUAUAAUUAUAUUAAUUAUAUAUGUAUACAGAAAAUAUCUGACAAUUCGAGGCAUAACGCUCAUGUGCAGGUAGAAUGGGUCCAACAGGAAAGUCAUGCACUGAGAAGAAAUUUACUGAAGAAAAGAACAUUUUGUUAAAUUUUAAUAAACCGUUUGUUUGCAUGCAAUUGUGAACGCAUUUUCUUUUCAAUAAGCAAUUUAUUUGUUUAACAAUAUCUUGAGCGCAUAUUUUUCAAUAAGCAAUUUACUUACUUGUUUAACACUUUGUAAUCCACGAAGACGCUUGACUAAUGUGUUUGAACUUAUCGAAGGCAUAAUAGCCGUGCUUAUUUGAUUUUUCUUUCUUCUUAUAUAAAUGUUGAUAUCUAAAAUCAUAUAUAUACGCAGAUAGCGUGUGUCACCCAUUUUCUAAGAGGGGAGUUUGCACAUCCUGGAUAAUAAUUAAUAGUGAUUGACAGUGAUUCAUUAUGAUAAACGUGUGUAUUAAUAAAAGUUGCAUAUUCCGAAUGUGUGUGAGGAAAUAUGAACAAAUGAGCAAGUGAGUCGCAGGCACCUCACAUAAGCGCGUCAGACUGCAAGUUGCGCCACUUCUACCUACUUCCUCUACCCGACUCUUAAUAAGCUAUUUCUGUUAAUAAUUUUAAAAAAUAAGCUUCGGAAAAAGUUUUGCUAUAUAAAAAGUUGCCUCGUAAUUUAGUUAGGAUUACGUAGCUUUAAUGAUAAAAGGUUGUUUUGAAUCACUCUGUACAUAUAUUUGUUAUUUUAUUAUACACGUCAUGCGUAAAAGAGGAACGAUAUAAAAAUUUAUAGACUAUCUUUGAGACCAGCUCGUCGGGAAAUAUUCCUAACUAUUGUUCAGUGAGUAAAAUUUUUAAACACUUUUAUUUGAUAAAUCCGAACAUGUGCAGUUUAUUAUUUACAAUAUGUAAGUAGCUUAUAAGUUAUCAGUCUUGCGGCUCUCGGAUAGAAGUAAUUACACGCUUCUAUAUGUACACGUGACACAGAUAAGUCUCAUUACAGUGAUAAUAUUUUUAGUUAUCAUCUUCGACGAGUACAACUCAAGUAGUCUCGGACAUGUUCCGAUCUGAAGCAAAAGUAUCAAUAAAAAUUCGGUUCGCUAAUAUUAAAUUUAAUCAUCUUUCACGUUCUCUCAAUACACCUGUUUACUAACAAAGAGAGAUCCGGGUGUAUUCCUCGUGGAUUUUGGAAGGCUCGAUAUUAUAUUUAUUUAUAUAUAUAUAUAUUAAUACAUAGAGUUUGACACUAUAAAAAUAAUAUGUAACAUUUAAAUGUCGAUGGGCUGUAGAAUUGACGUUACAAGAUUUUAAAAUUUGAAAUGACCUCACGCAUGAGCGAUAUUACAGCGAAUAUCCGAGGCUUACAAGGUCAAUUUGGCGCAUAGUAUCAGCUCGAGCUUUCGCGUAUUCGAGACCAACGGGUGAUAUUUUUCAGUGUUAUCUUUUCUCUAAUAUUAAUUUUUUCUUGCAUUCUUCGUAAAUUCUUUCGAAACUAAUUUUUCAAUGACUGUACAAGACAAAAGUAUUUUUUUUAAUUUAAUUGUCUCUUAACAAUUUUGGUAAAUGUUUGGAAAUAUUACUCCACCGAAAACUGCGUUUUUUAAAUAAUAAUCAAUAAAACAAGUUAUAAAAAGAUAUAUAAUUAUAUAAUCGAUUUUGAGAUUGUCCUAAAUUGCUUAAAUUAUUGUAAGCUUUUCAAUAAUCACUUAUAAUAAUCGAUCCUGUUCUUAUAAAACGUUGUACGAUUUCUUCAAGAGUAUUAAAAUCUCGACAUUGUAUGGAUUCAGCAAAGAAUUUUUUGGUAUUGUAAAUUCAAAACCACUAAAAAACCAUGUUCAAUUAUCAAACCUCUUGAAUUUUCUUAUGCUAAACUUUGCUUUAUCUAUCUCUAUAACAAUGUCUAGCCCACCUAUUAUCAUUAAAGUAUUUUUUUCUGACCAAUAGAUCAUCGUAUCUCUCUUAUAAACUUUAAUCAGUCAAUAAUCGCUUGUCAUCCUACGUUGAUUUCAUUCUCAAAACAAUUUGAUGUGGUGAUAGCAACAAAUGUUACACACAAUAAAUCGACACUAUGCAAUUAGAAACAAAUGCGCAUUACAGAACGAUAUUCCCGUACGCCAUGAUUGCUAGAAGUUACAACGAGAAUCAAUGUAUUUCUUCCACGUUUUUCUUUUCUCAUUUUUGGCAUCCUCAUAUUCAAUUUUCACUUGAUAUAUGUUCAUUAUAAGUAUUGCACAUAACUUUAGUAGGUAUGAUAUUGUAAAAAAUCACUGAUUAUUAUUAUAUUAUAGAAAAAUAUAUCUAAUGCCUGUCGAAGAGUAACGUGACAAUUUGUACAGUUAUCAUUCACUUCCAUCGCCAAAAGUUAAAUGAAUGAAACAUACAGAGAACGCAUUAAAUAAACAGAGCACUGCUGAUCUUUAGAAUCGAUUGCAUAUGUUUAUAAAUAUAAAAAACUUUCUGGCGAAGUUGUAACUAUCAUAAAAUUGAUCUUUAACAUUUUAAAUAUACCUUAACGUUUUUCGAUUUUUACAUAAAAGACCUCAUAUCCUUUUCUUAAAACUUAUACAAUUAUCUUUUUAUAACCUAUUUUAUUGAUUACUACAAAAAACACAGUUUUCGGUGGAGUAGUACUUCCAAACAUUUACCACAAUUUUUUUUACCACAAUUUUUUAAUAUAAUUAUGGUAUAAUUAUAUAAGAAAUUUUUUUUCUUUUAAUUUAA